Symbiodinium sp. CCMP2592 is the source of this 1197-nucleotide messenger RNA. The record is from the annotation of a GenBank genome assembly. NCBI's taxonomy places the organism in Eukaryota, Dinophyceae, Suessiales, Symbiodiniaceae.
AUGGCGGAUGAACCCGAAGAUCCCAAUGUGCACCGAGAUGAACUGUUCCAUCUUGUGAGAGAUGGAGACUAUGUUGAUGCCAAGAAGGCCUUAGCAAAGGCAGAUAUGGCUUGGCGGCAUACAGCUCUGCAACAGAAUUUCCUGUUCUUUAUUGCGGCACGGCGCCGCCGGGGAUCCGAAUUAUUAGCAAGGCAGUGCAUCGAGAUGGGUGUCAAUCUAGAGGAAGUUGACGUGCAUGGGCAGACGCCUCUGUUUUGGGCUGCAGCGCGCGGCAAUUUGGUCAUAGUGAAAUUCUUGCUUAAUCUGGGGUUUGAAGUGAACUUUCGCGACAAAGCCAGGAAGAGUGCUUUGUUCCUGGCCAUCGAAAAUGGGCACUUGGCUGUGGCGGACUUUCUCAUCGAGCAUGCUGCCUCCACACGCCUGCAGUCCUCCGAGGGCAGAACGCCACAGUCCAUGCUCAAGGCAUUGCAUCACAAGGCGCCCACCAACAAACGCAAAUGGGUGACGCCAACGCCGGCCUGCGUUUGCCCUGGUGCGGCAACACGGAGCCGUUUCUGUGAAUGGGAAUGGGCUGGGGCCCAGGAGGAGUCUGAUCCACUCAUCGAAAAGAGCGAGGACAACGUGCUGGUGGAGAACCACCAGUACUACGUGUGUGCAUCAGUGACAGGCUGUUCGAAGCGCCUCCGCCGCUCGGAACGGGAGUUUGUUGGAGAUCACGCACAUCUCCAUCAACAGGAGACCUGGUACAGCAAGUUGACUCCUGAGAAUUCUGCCACGCUCGUGAACGUGAGCAUGGGCGACGAAAAAGCACAUGAGAAGAUUAUUGACGAGUUGGCGCAGGGAUCACGGCCUCGUGCCUUCACGCUGGCAGCAGUGUCGCAACAGACUCGCACACUCGCUGGUUACGUGUAUGCAUCUUUCACGGACGAGACGUUGAAGAUCGGCCAAGUCAAAGUGGACCGGCCCCAUCAAGAACGGGGACUAGGCGGUCUGCUACUCAAAGCGGCCGAGAAGCGAGCACAGAACUUGGGAGCAUCCAUCGCGAAAGUGCAACUCACGGAUACCGAGAUGACGGGCCUGCUCGGCCUGGACGACAUGCGAGACUUGCUGCAUCAGAUCUACACCGUUCUUAGCGAGGCGGAGGUCAACGCGGACAACCUGAUCUCCUACGUGAGCUUCGUUCCUCGAGCGGGCUGA